CAUCAUCAUCACCACCACCACCCAUCGCAGCGACGACAUUCACCACCUUCCCGCUCCCCACCACACGACCUGUCGCCACGCGCCUCACAACGAGCCCCCCUACUCGGAGCUGCUACAGCUGUCGCAAUUCGCACACGCUCACAAGCCCACGCUUGCUACCUUCCUACCAUCCAUCCCGCCAGACAGACAGACAGACAGACAGACAAGCCCGCCAGCACCAUGCGCCUCCUCCUCUACAUCCCCAUCUUCCUCUCCCUCCUAUCCUCCGCCGCCGCGCAAUUCGGCUUCUUCGACCAAAUGUUCGGCGGCGGCGGCGGCGGCUCUCAGCACGAUGACGACGACGACCACCCGCACCACCAGCACCAGAAGCGCCAGGCCAACAACCCGAGCGACGCCUCGAUCUACCGCGCGCACUACGAUCAGUCCUCCUGCGACAAGUACCUCUGCCCCGACACCCUCGCCUGCGUCCACUUCCCGCACCACUGCCCCUGCGCCUGGGACUCCCACCAGGACAAGGUCGAGCUCGCCGACGGCCUCCGCGUCUGCGUCUCCAAAGGCGGCUUCCGCCCCGGCGAGGCCGCGCGCAAGAUUGAGCUCGCCCGCAAGGGUCUCUUAUAAGUAAAUCAUCUCAUCUGAUUUUGUUUUCACGGGCAUCGGCGUGGCGUGGCGUGGCAUGGCAUGGCAUGGUUUCAUUCUUCCUUGACAAGGAAAAGAAAGGGGAGGGGGAGGAGGAGGAGACGGCGUAUUGGUAUAUAACGGGAGGUCCUCUAUGUAUACUACGAAUAUCGGCGCAACAAACAACAAACACGAUGGGCCGCACACCACAAAAGGCGGUAGCGAGCAAUCCCACCAGGUCGUCGUCGACAGACUCAAGUUUCUUGUGCAAACAAUGCUCCUCGUGGUUGAAGCUCGCUCUACCACACUCUCUCUCUCUGCAAUCGUCUUUCCCCUCCCCUUCUUCUUCCUCCUUCAC
Messenger RNA from Purpureocillium takamizusanense, 973 nucleotides. It is a transcript of the gene LCL2, whose product is annotated as Long chronological lifespan protein 2. The transcript has 2 exons. Bases 220 to 618 code for a protein of 132 amino acids. The record is from RefSeq and is a predicted model, not a curated record. NCBI's taxonomy places the organism in Eukaryota, Fungi, Ascomycota, Sordariomycetes, Hypocreales, Ophiocordycipitaceae.